AUAGAUCCUUCAAGUUUCUUUCCAAAUCUCUUUUCUUCUUAAAUUUUACUCUCUCACUUUCUCACAUUAAAAUCCCAUAUCUUGGUCCACUUCACUGAAAUAUCAACGCAUUGUGUAUGUAUAUACAUACGUACAUAUGAUUUGUUUAUGAUAAACAAUAAUAAUAAUUAUAGUUAUAAGGGUGCUUCAUAAUUUCUUUUCUUUAAAAAGUAUACUUUAUAUGUACAACGUUUUCUUGCAUCCCUCCCCUCAAAAUCACACUCUGUUUCUCUCUAUAUAAGACCCAUUUGACAGCAACUCAACAAUCUCCUCUGUACCCCAAAACAGAAUUGAAGCAGAGCAGCAGAUCCCCUCAAUGGCUGUUUCAAAUCCUACCCUCUAUCUUCUUUCUUUUCUUCUUUUCUCUAUAUCCCUAACGCCCGUCAUUGCUUCUAAAUCGUCCUAUGUGGUGUACUUGGGAGCUCAUUCUCACGGCCUAGAAUUAUCAUCAGCUGAUCUUGAUCGAGUAAAAGAAUCCCACUAUGAUUUUCUUGGAUCAUUCUUGGGGAGUCCCGAAGAAGCCCAAGAAUCCAUUUUCUACUCCUACACAAAGCACAUCAAUGGCUUUGCUGCAGAAUUGAAUGAUGAAGUAGCUGCUAAGCUAGCAAAGCAUCCGAAGGUGGUUUCAGUCUUUUUGAACAAAGGAAGAAAGUUGCACACAACUCGAUCGUGGGACUUUCUUGGGCUGGAGCAAAACGGCGUAGUUCCAUCAAGCUCAAUAUGGAAGAAAGCCAGAUUUGGUGAAGAUACAAUUAUAGGAAACCUCGAUACUGGUGUGUGGCCUGAAUCAAAAAGCUUUAGCGACGAGGGGUUGGGACCGAUUCCAUCAAAGUGGAGAGGAAUUUGUGACCAUGGCAAAGAUUCUUCAUUUCACUGCAACAGGAAGUUGAUAGGAGCAAGAUUCUUCAACAGAGGAUAUGCCAGUGCGGUAGGCUCAUUAAACUCGUCCUUUGAAUCACCUCGUGAUAAUGAAGGGCAUGGGACACAUACCCUUUCAACAGCUGGAGGUAACAUGGUAGCAAAUGCCAGUGUGUUUGGGCUAGGCAAAGGGACAGCCAAAGGAGGGUCGCCGAGAGCCAGAGUUGCUGCCUACAAGGUGUGCUGGCCUCCCGUACUGGGCAACGAAUGCUUCGAUGCAGAUAUUCUAGCAGCCUUUGAUGCUGCCAUUCACGACCGUGUUGAUGUGUUGUCUGUGUCAUUGGGUGGUACAGCUGGUGGUUUCUUUAACGACAGUGUAGCCAUUGGAUCUUUUCAUGCAGUCAAGCAUGGUAUUGUGGUGGUUUGCUCGGCUGGAAACUCUGGCCCAGACGACGGUAGUGUGUCUAAUGUUGCACCGUGGCAGAUCACCGUUGGGGCAAGCACUAUGGAUAGGGAGUUCCCUAGUUAUGUUCUACUUGGCAAUAACAUGAGUUUCAAGGGAGAAAGCUUAUCAGAUGCAGUUUUACCGGGCACAAACUUUUUCCCACUUAUCAGUGCCCUUAAUGCCAAAGCAACAAAUGCAUCAAAUGAAGAAGCGAUAUUAUGUGAGGCCGGGGCUCUUGACCCCAAGAAGGUGAAGGGGAAGAUCUUGGUGUGCCUUAGAGGCUUAAAUGCAAGAGUUGACAAAGGACAACAAGCUGCUUUGGCCGGCGCUGUUGGCAUGAUUCUUGCUAAUAGUGAGCUUAAUGGGAAUGAAAUCAUUGCUGAUGCUCAUGUGCUCCCAGCUUCACACAUUAGUUUCACAGAUGGUCUUUCUGUUUUCGAGUACAUUAAUUUAACCAAUUCUCCAGUGGCAUAUAUGACUCGUCCAAAAACAAAGUUACCUACAAAACCAGCUCCAGUCAUGGCAGCUUUCUCAUCAAAAGGUCCCAACAUUGUAACACCAGAAAUUCUCAAGCCUGAUAUAACAGCACCGGGAGUAAAUGUCAUAGCCGCCUACACAAGAGCUCAAGGGCCAACAAAUCAAAAUUUCGACAGGCGUAGAGUACAAUUCAACUCUGUCUCAGGAACCUCAAUGUCUUGUCCUCAUGUUUCAGGCAUUGUAGGCCUCCUUAAAACCCUCUAUCCUUCCUGGAGUCCUGCUGCUAUUCGAUCAGCUAUCAUGACUUCUGCAACCACCAUGGACAACAUAAACGAGUCUAUUCUCAAUGCAUCAAAUGUUAAAGCAACACCAUUUAGCUAUGGAGCAGGACAUGUUCAACCAAACCAGGCCAUGAAUCCUGGGCUGGUUUAUGACUUAAACACAAAGGAUUACCUCAAAUUCCUAUGUGCCUUGGGCUACAGUAAAACACUAAUCUCGAUUUUCUCAAAUGAUAAGUUCAAUUGUCCCAGGACUAAUAUUAGUCUCGCCGAUUUCAACUAUCCUUCGAUCACAGUCCCUGAACUCAAGGGUUUAAUUACCUUGAGUCGAAAAGUAAAAAAUGUAGGUUCACCGACUACUUACAGAGUUACAGUACAAAAACCAAAAGGAAUUUCAGUGACUGUAAAGCCAAAAAUACUGAAGUUCAAAAAAGCUGGAGAAGAGAAAAGUUUCACUGUCACUCUCAAGAUGAAAGCCAAGAAUCCUACCAAGGAGUAUGUGUUUGGAGAGUUGGUGUGGUCGGAUGAAGAUGAACACUACGUAAGGAGUCCUAUAGUGGUGAAAGCAGCUUAAUUGAUUAAUUAGAAACAAUAAUGUUGGUUUAAGAUAUUAUAUUUUUUACCUUUGUGGUAGCAGGAAAAAGAAAUGCCUUCUAGUUUACACACCCAUGUUAUGCUUUAUCAAGAAUAAAAGUCUCUUGCUAUUUUUUUUUGCCA
Messenger RNA from Carica papaya (papaya), 2814 nucleotides. RefSeq names its product subtilisin-like protease SBT5.3. Gene Ontology annotation, biological process: proteolysis. Lineage: Eukaryota; Viridiplantae; Streptophyta; Magnoliopsida; Brassicales; Caricaceae. The record is from RefSeq and is a predicted model, not a curated record. Gene Ontology annotation, molecular function: serine-type endopeptidase activity.